CCAGCCUUUCUGGGCCACCAGACAUCCCGCCUUCCUCUGGCACUCCUGAGGUGCUACCGUCCGUCUGGUUGUGAGGAAAUGGGCCAAUGUCCGACUGUAGAGGAGGGAGACCAAAGAUGGAGACUGGUUCAGAGGGAAACGCAGCCCAGAACAUGGAGGUUGGAUGGACGCGUGGCGGGGCUUUUUGUCUAACCCUCAGUGGAUCUGUGGAACAAGAGUGGCGCACCAUCCUCGAAGAAAAUGACCCCGUGCAGACGCGUCCUACUUAAAUCCCCACGGAGUGAGAAGGCUGUGGUACAUCUGCUGGAUGACUUAAGGCCCGCAGACCCUCUCAAGGUUCCAUCGACCCGAACACUAUUCCGGAUAGAAACAUGUCCAGGAUGAAUAGUGAUCAGCUUCAUCGCUCCACCUUGGGGAUCUACUCGAGCCUGAUGGACGAGUUCAACCCGAGCCUACAGAAAUUGGUUUCGCUGGGAAACAGCUAUGUCCGAGCUUUCAAUGCUCUUGCCGUAACGAGUGAGGCCUACUUCAGUGCACUCGCAAAGAUUGGAGAGAAGGCCUUCAACACCGCGUCCUUGCGCUCCCUCGGAGAUGUCCUGAUUCAGAUCUCCGAGAGCCAGAGGAGCCUCACCUUGGAGCUGGAUGGAGUAUUCCGCUGGUUCAGUAUGGAGGUUCUGCAAGAGAUGGACAAUAACGUCAGACUGGACAGGGAUUACAUAUCAGGCAGCAGGAAUCAUUAUGAGAUGGAAGUGCACAACCAGGCUGUAGCUCUGGAGAGGCAUCUGAGGAGAGGAACCAACCAGGAUUCUAGUGAGUAUGUGCAGUUCCUGAGGGAGAGCCAUGGAGAGGCUCUGAAGGAGGAGGAGAGGAGAUAUCGCUUCCUGGCUGAGAAACACUGUGGACUGAUACAGUCCAUCGCCCGCCUCAUGAAUAAGAUUGGUGGUUCGUUCCAGCAGAACAGAGCAGCCUGGACAGAGGAGGUGAACGCCACCAGAGAACCCGAGGCCAGACGUCGCGCCGCCGUUGACGACACAAUGGAGGUAAAGAGGGAGGAGAUCAGAAAGAGCAGAGAGGACCUGCGCCUCGGUAAAAUACCAUCAAGAGCCCCGUCUCCCCAGGAGAGCAUUUCUCGCUCUCUGGCAGACUCAGUGGGAGGUGGCGGUGGAGCGCAAUAUACCAGGGCCCUGGUUGCCCACCAACCGGCCGGCUCCAACCCCACCUUGCUGCCCUUCGACAGGGGAGAGUUAAUCACUGUGAUGGUCCAACAGCCCAGGAACGGCUGGCUGUACGGGCGCGCUGACAGCAGCUCACGUCAGGGAUGGUUUCCAGCCUCUUUUGUGGAACCAGUGGAUGAUCCUCCCAAGUCAACCAGCUCCAGAAACUCCACCCUCCGAGGCAGCAGCAGCAGCAGCAGCAGCAUGAGCAACCUGUUCGACCAACAGAGGAGCAGCAGCCACAGCGGAGCCGCGCCCCCGCCGCCUCCCCCUCCCCCUCCACCGACCUCACCUCUUUCUUCAUAUCAACACUCUGAGAUGCAACCGCUCGCGCCCACUCCCGACAGAAGGGCCGAGUCAAACGUACAAAACAAGCGAUCGCAACCACAUGGAUCACAGCCGAGUGAUCACAACCGACUCUUCCCGAGGGGCACCAACCCAUUCGCAACAGUUAAGUUGAAGCCCACCGCCACGAACGACAGAUCGUCCCCAUGUCUCUAUCGCAGAUGACACCUUGACCCUGAACAGUUCACUCAUGACCUUGGGUCAAAAACUGAGUAAGUGGAUGUUAUAUAAUAUGACACGAGUCCUACUGCACACAGACACACGGAGUAAAUACAUUUGAAUACGCUGAGAAUUCUUUGGUUUGCGCUCGGAUUUUAGACAUUUAUUCUUUAGAUCUUGGUAAACCAACAACCAACGUAAAAUGAUGCUGUCUUUAUGUUUUUAAAUAUAUAUAUAUCAGUUUCUCUGCUCUGUGAUAUGUAAAAUAGCACGAAUGAAUAAUGUAAACUAAGAUGUGUAUUGAUCUGACCCGCUGCUAAAUCCCCGUUCCUCCUCAGAUGUUUGAUCAGCUGAAGAGAUGACUUGACUUGAUUAUGAUCUUAAUGCUUAGGGGUGAACACUUUAUGCCAUGCAAAGGUGGAAAAUGUUUCAAUGAUCUUCUCUGUUAUAUAUUUUUUGUACUGCUUCUAUCAUUUUUUCCUACAUUCUCCACAUGUGAACCAAGAUGAUUGCUAAAUAUGAAUUGCAUUACAAAUGUACCGUACCGUAAAAAUAAAAGGCUGAUGGAGAAUGAAUGAUGUAACCUCUGGCGGACAAUGUAAUAUCUUGUAAAAAUAGAAUAAUAUGUCUGAGGCAGAGAUGUAAUGAAAAAUGCAACACGUUCAUGGAUUAUGUAAUACCUUCUUUAUAGCAUCAUCUAAUUACUUUAGCCGAUCUGUUCAAGCUGCAGACUUCAUAAGCAGUCGGCUUUUACAGAUGGUAUAAUGAUCAUUUGUUCUAUGAUGAAAAUAACUAACAAAUGUAAGCUAUUACAUCAUAAGAAUAUACUAGUAUAUAUUAUGUAUUAUGAAAAAGAAAAAUCUUCUAAACCGGCUCCAACGUUUUUUUGGAGCCGAUGAGCUUCAUCUCUCAUAACAGGAAGCUGGUUGACAAAAGUUUAUACGGGCCUCAUGUCAUACUCCUGUCAUAUGGUUAUUAAAAUGCCAUUUUAUAA
Molecule: messenger RNA, 2712 nt
Organism: Scophthalmus maximus (turbot)
Lineage: Eukaryota; Metazoa; Chordata; Actinopteri; Pleuronectiformes; Scophthalmidae
Gene: baiap2l2a
Product: BAR/IMD domain containing adaptor protein 2 like 2a
Exons: 16
Coding region: 372-1724 (450 amino acids)
Biological process (GO): actin crosslink formation; positive regulation of actin filament polymerization; plasma membrane organization
Cellular component (GO): nucleoplasm; cytosol
Molecular function (GO): protein binding
Source: RefSeq, a predicted model, not a curated record